AUGUUUGGCCUUCACUCGCAGCAGCACCGCGGCGACACCGGACCGCUCGCCGCCGCCCUGGCACCAUCUCGCACAGCCAACAUUCAUUCGAUCGACGCCCCGCCGACGUCGAGCCAUGGCGCCGCCGUCCCCGCCCUCGGCUUCGGCGCCUUCCUCCGCCAUGCCACCCAUGUAAAGGCCGCCUCGGGAACCGUCCUCCGCGCCACUCCUCGCGCACUCGAUCCUGCCUCGACCGCUCGCCUGCCCGACCGCCAUGCCUCGAGCUCGGCCAUCGAGCUCGUCCGCGCCGUACGACACCUCCUCGCCCUCUCCUCGACCCCCGCAGACCGCGCAGCCCUCCCCUCGCUCGAGUCCCUCUACGCCAUCACAGAGCUCCAGCUCACAGCAAACGCGGCUGGCAUCGACGACCUCUACGACCGCAUCAAGAUCGAAAUGGAGCGCGCCGCCGGCGAGCUCGCGCGCUACCUCGCCGCAUCGGGCACCACCGACGAGACGCCCGACAGCGCACUCUCCUGGCUCGCGACCCUCUCCGACGCCUGGACCGGCUGGCUCGACCGCGUGUCUCUGGUUCAGAGCGUCCUCCUCCCCCUCGACCGCGAGCUGGCCGCCUCGGCCUCGACCUCGUCGUCGUCGCGUGGCCAUGCCUCCUCGCAGAGCCAGACAUCCCGCAUCUGGGACCUCGCCAUCGACACAUUCGCCCUCCAGGUGCUCGAAAACGACAGUCUCUCCCGCCGCGCGCUGGCGUGCAUCGCCCUCGGCCUCGACGCCGAUCGCGCGGGCACCGCCCCGUAUCACAAGCUCCACGCCGCCCUCGUCCAGAUGUACACCCGCCUCGGCGCCUACCCACAGCUCGAGAAGGCCGUCUGCCAGGCCACCGAGCGCUUCUACCGCGACGAGUCGGCCGCCCGCAUGGCCCAACAGGCCGCCUCCGUCGGCGGCUACCUCGCCUACGCCGACACGCGCGUGCGCGAGGAGACCGAGCGCGGCGCCUGGCUCCUCUCCGACGACGCCGGCCGCAAGCGCAACCUCGACGUGGCCCUCUCGGCGCUGGUCGCCGCGCACCUCGAGCGGCUCAUCGCCGGGCUGCCGGAGCUGAUCGAGGCCCGCCGCCUCGAUGACCUCGGCCGCCUGUUUGCGCUGCUCAGGAGCGUCGACGCGCUGCCCAGCCUCCGCACCGCCUUUGCCGACCACAUCAAGGCGGCCGGAGGCCUCAUUGUCAACGACCGCGAGCGCGACGACGAGAUGAUUGAGCGCCUGCUCGAGUUCAAGGCGGCCAUCGACCGCAUCGUCGCCGACGGCUUCGGGCGCGAGCCGUCCUUUGUCCACGCCCAGCGCGACAGCUUCGAGGUGUUUGUCAACCGGCGCGAGAACAAGCCGGCCGAGCUCAUCGCCAAGUUCCUCGACGUCAAGCUGCGCAGCGGCAACAAGACCAUGACUGACGACGAGCUCGAGCGCUGCCUCGACGAGGCGCUCGUCCUCUUCCGCUACACGCACGACAAAGACAUGUUUGAGGAGUUCUACAAGCGCCACUUUGCCAAGCGCCUGCUCCUCAACCGCUCGGCCUCGUCGGACGCCGAAAAGAGCAUGCUCCUCAAGCUCAAGGAGGAGUGCGGGCCCGGCUUCACGGCCAAGCUCGAGACCAUGAUCAAGGACGUCGAGCUGUCGCGGGAUCUGAUGCAAGAGUACGCCCAGGCGCGCGCCAAGGCCGCAAAGGAGAGCGGCGGCGCCGAGUCGGACGCCUUCGACCUGAGCGUCAGCGUGCUGACCCAGGCCCACUGGCCAACGUACCCGCAGGUCGACGUCAUCCUGCCCGCCGAUAUGGCGGCUACCACCGACCACUUUGUCCGCUUCUACCAGAACCGCAACAGCGGCCGGCGGCUGCACUGGCAGCACUCGCUGGGCACGCUGUCGCUCGUCGCCACGUUCCCCAAGGCGGGCACCAAGGAGCUCAAUGUGAGCACCUUCCAGGCGAUUGUGCUGCUGCUCUUCAACGGCGGCGCGGCGGGCGAAGCGGGCGGCGGCGGCAGCAGCAGCAGCAGCAGCAAGCUCUCCUACCGCGACAUCCGCGCCCAGACGGGUCUGGAGGACAAGGAGCUCAAGCGGACGCUGCAGAGCCUGGCGUGCGGUCAGAUUCCGACGCGGGUGCUGCGCAAGGUGCCGCAGGGCAAGGAUGUCGAUGACGACGACGAGUUUGAGUUCAACGAGCGCUUUAAAAACGAGCGCCACCGCAUCCGCAUCAACCAGAUUCAGCUCAAGGAGACGGCCGAGGAGCAAAAGUCGACCGAGCAGCGCGUGUUUCUCGACCGCGAGCUCAUCCUCCAGGCGGCCGCGGUGCGCGUCCUCAAGGCGCGCAAGACGAUCAAGCACUCGGAGCUCAUCACCGAGGUCGUCGACCAGAUCAAGAGCCGAUUCGCCAUCGACGUGUCCGAGAUCAAAAAGACGUUUGAGAUACUGAUUGACAAGGAGUACAUGGAGCGAGUCGAGGGCGAGCGUGGCAUGUACCGCUACCUUGCCUGA
This is a messenger RNA of Pseudozyma flocculosa PF-1, 2517 nucleotides long. RefSeq lists its product as uncharacterized. Gene Ontology annotation, molecular function: ubiquitin protein ligase binding. Lineage: Eukaryota; Fungi; Basidiomycota; Ustilaginomycetes; Ustilaginales; Ustilaginaceae. Bases 1 to 2517 code for a protein of 838 amino acids. Gene Ontology annotation, cellular component: Cul4-RING E3 ubiquitin ligase complex. The record is from RefSeq and is a predicted model, not a curated record. Gene Ontology annotation, biological process: DNA damage response; protein ubiquitination; ubiquitin-dependent protein catabolic process. The transcript is spliced from 4 exons.